This is a messenger RNA of Diprion similis, 532 nucleotides long. RefSeq lists its product as uncharacterized. The record is from RefSeq and is a predicted model, not a curated record. Bases 1 to 510 code for a protein of 169 amino acids. The transcript is spliced from 3 exons. Lineage: Eukaryota; Metazoa; Arthropoda; Insecta; Hymenoptera; Diprionidae.
AUGGUUGCACUAGAGGAACAGCGUUUUGUGCAGAGAAGGCUAAGAAUACCGAAACUCCCACGCAAGAUCGGAUUAAUUGCACGGCUUCCAAAUGAUGUAGAUCUUCUUGAACAAAUCAUCUUAGAUAUGAUGCCAAACCCUGAACCACGGAUCAAGUUUAGUCAGAUCUUUUUUGGACUCUGGCGUACUUAUCAAUAUAAGAUACGAGGUGAAUGGGCUAUCGGAGGUAUCAACCAAAAACAUGAAGAUUCUCAAGAUGAGGAUUUGGAACAAGAGACCUCAUGUUUCCGUAAGAAUACGAAGAGGAUCAGGAUUGUGGGAUUUGGCAGCACUGUGCAUGAUCGCCGGUUGGACAAGCCUUAUGAGUUUGCACCUGGUGAAAAUCCCGAUCACAGAGGGUCAAUUCCUGAUGAAAUAGGCGGGCAGUGUAAAAAUUUGGAUAAAUUAAGACUUGAGAAAUUAGGAAAAAGAAUGAAAGACUUUUUGAUUGAACAGAGCAACUUGUGCUAAAUACCUCGUAUAUUCAACGCUA